Mus musculus (house mouse) is the source of this 1912-nucleotide messenger RNA. Its product is annotated as predicted gene, 52140. The transcript is spliced from 3 exons. The record is from RefSeq and is a predicted model, not a curated record. The coding region runs from base 1 to 1110 and encodes 369 amino acids. NCBI's taxonomy places the organism in Eukaryota, Metazoa, Chordata, Mammalia, Rodentia, Muridae.
AUGGUGGCUUUCAGGUCAUGCUGGCACAAGCUCAGGGUCUCUAUCGAAAAGGAGGAGGAGGAGGAGGAGGAGGAAGAGGAGGAGGAGACGUGGCGUGAAAAGUCCUCGCUCAAACUUUUUUGUCAACAAAAUCUGCACGUCCAGUUCUCUCCCGCUCACACUCACAGGCAUAAGUUUUCACCCGGCCGCCUCCUGCACGCCGCUGGUGGCCGAAGUCGCCCGGGCGAGACCCGGGCCACGCAGGCGAGGCUCGUGCGUGACCAGCGCUACGGACUCAGGCCGUGGAGUCGCGGCGGAGGCCGGCCCGGGAGAAGUCGGCUCAAAAGAGACGUUACGCAACCGCCCCGCACCGACCGCCGGACGGCGCAGCCGGGGACGGGACACCGGACACCGGGCGGGCACCGCGCCGCCGAGGGCCAGAGGUGCAGCGCGCAAGGCCGCGAGCGCGCGUGGUGGACGGCGCGGCGCACGGAGGCCCAGGCUGGGCGGGGUCGGCGCCGCGGGACGCGGGGUCUGGGCCUCCGGACGCCGCCGCGCGAGCACAACAAAGCCGCCCCGCCGCCGCCACCCGCUGCUCCGCACCCGCCCGGGACCCAGCGGACGGGUUGUCCCUGUCCCGCAGGGCAGCUCGCCCGUGGGACCGGGCGGAGCCCUGUCCCGACAAACUUCCCGGCCGCGGCCCCUCACCUCCGGGAGCGCUCUACACCCUCGGCGGCGUCCUGGCCCGCGGCUCCGGGACCUCGCGCGCCGGGAGACCGGGCGCCGGUGGCGGCAGUGGUUGCUGACCCCGGAGGGUCGGGGGAGCCCGGGGAAGCGGCGGCGGCGCUGGCGGCGGCGGCUCCAUCUUCCCGGGGCGCUCACGCCGCGGUUCCGAAGCGCAGACCCGAGCGGGACAUUCGCUACAUUGUUGGCAUUCCACGGGCGUCACGUGACCCCUCCUCCCGCGUCACUCCCGGCCGCAUACCAGCCCGGGCGGGGCGCCCGCGGCCUUGCUACCCGCCGCCCGCUCCGCCCCACGGGCCGCUUCCUGCGCCGCCUGGCUGGGCGGCCACCUGCCCUGCGCUGGGCUCGCGUCGGAAGCCCCCAGCCCGGGAGCGCCGGUUUCCCUAAACGCCUCGUACCAGUGGGUGAGAAAAAUACCAGAUCAGAAAAAGAAAAAUGAAGUGUGUUAUCAUUAGAUGCUCGAAAAACAUGGCCAGAAGAAAGCCAGGAGGAGACCGUGAUAAGUCGACUCCAGGGCAGAAGUGGAAGCAGGCCUGUGAGGCCCUGGCUGCCAGAUUCCGAAGCAAAAGGAAGCAGUUGCUGCAAACUGUAUUUGAUUAUGGAUAAUGGAAGGCCAAGAAGAGUUGGAACCAGGCGGGGUGAAUGCCCCAGAACUAAUCCCUUUCCAAAGGACAGAAGUGAGAGAAAGGAUCAGAAUUUGAAAUAAAGCUACUUAGAAAGGGAAAGGGGCUGAAACAAAGUCAGGAGGAAAGUUGGUAUUUAAGGCAUGCAGAGAAUGGACUCUGAAAGAGUAGGCAGGAUGUUGGAGCAGCGGGGAUAUAAACAGACUGGAUAGAAGAGAUGACAUAGCUCUGUGGUUAAGUACCGUCAAAUUAAAAGCUAACGAGGCGGUAGUGUAUGCCCUAGCUACUCAAGCUGCUAAGGCAAGAAGAUUCCUUGAGCACAAAAAUUCACACACACACACACACACACACACACACACACACAAAGGUCUGGGUAAUGGAGACCCUGAAUAAACAAACAGACCACAACCACCACCAUCAGCUACAAAGCUGGACACAGUGGGGCACACCUGUAAUCCCAGCACUUAGAGAGCAGAGGUAUGAGAACCAGGAGUUAAGGUCAGCCUUAACUCCUGCCUAGCCUGGGCUACAAGAGAGCCUGUCUAAAAAACACAAAACGAAGCACA